Molecule: messenger RNA, 1561 nt
Organism: Episyrphus balteatus (marmalade hoverfly)
Lineage: Eukaryota; Metazoa; Arthropoda; Insecta; Diptera; Syrphidae
Gene: Art3
Product: protein arginine N-methyltransferase 1
Exons: 6
Coding region: 1-1512 (503 amino acids)
Biological process (GO): peptidyl-arginine methylation
Cellular component (GO): nucleus
Molecular function (GO): protein-arginine N-methyltransferase activity
Source: RefSeq, a predicted model, not a curated record
AUGAAUAAAGAAUUUGAAGAUUCCGAUUCUGAUAACUACGAAGAUGAGGAAGACGAAGUCGACGAAGGGGAGACUACAAAAUGUUUAUUUUGUGUUAACCAAUUUCCCUCAAUAGAGCUUGCUAUUCAGCAUCUCGAUGGCAGUCAUAAAAUCCAAUUAGCAAAACUUAAAGGAAAAUUCAACAUGGAUCAGUACUCUUAUAUAAAAUUCAUAAACUAUAUUCGAAAAGAAAAGCCAUCACCAGAAGACAUUUUAUCAGCCAAAUCGGUAAUUUGGAAUGACGAAAAGUACCUCAAGCCAGGGGAUUAUGAAUCAUGGCUUAGUUAUGAUUUUGAGGAAAUUGUUCCUGAUGAAACCGUAAACCAGCCAACAGAAACAAUAUCUGUAGAAGAAUACAAGAAAAUGCAAAAAAUUGUGGCAACUCUGUCUAAUAAAAUAAAGGACCAUGAACGAAUCCUAGAACACGCUGCCGAGAGUGUAUCAAAAAUGCGUACAGCAUACCAUAGGCUUGUCGAUAAGGAAACUGUUGAAAAAGAAAGAAACUGUGUUUCUUCGGUCUCUGUUAAAGCUGACGAAAGUUACUUUAGCAGUUAUUCACAUUUUGGAAUUCAUCAUGAAAUGCUUUCGGACACAGUAAGAACAAUAUCCUAUAGAGAUUCCCUUCUAAAAAACAAAGAAUUUAUCAAUGGCAAAACGAUUAUGGAUUUAGGAUGUGGAACUUCCGUCCUAUCGAUAUUUGCUUCACAGGCUGGUGCCAAGCAAAUUGUAGCUGUGGAUAACUCAGAAGUAAUUUAUAACGCCAUGGACAUUGCAAAAAAAAACAACAUCUCGAAUAUUUCCUUUGUGAAAGGUCGUCUCGAAGAUACUGCCCUGCCUGUAGAAAAAUUCGAUGUGAUCAUAUCUGAAUGGAUGGGAUAUUUCCUUCUUUUCGAAGGAAUGCUUGAUAGUGUAAUUUAUGCUCGUGAUAAGCAUCUCAAUGAAGGUGGGCUUCUUAUGCCCAAUAGGUGUACCAUGAGUAUUGUGGGCUAUGGCGAUGAACCCCUUCAUAAUAGACAAAUCAAAUUUUGGGAUUCAGUUUAUGGUCUGGAUAUGUCGGUGAUGAAAAAAGAAGUCCUUCAUGAGCCUUUGAUAGAUGUAGUUAAUUCCGAGCAUGUCUUAACAGAACCAAAUGUUAUUGCUGAUUUGGAUUUAGCUACCGUUACUGUCGAUUACUCAAAUUUCACUUAUGAUUUCAAACUACAAUGUACAAAAGCUGGACGAUUAACUUCGUUUGUGGGAUAUUUUGAUACGUUUUUUGGUGGUUUACCAAAUCCAGUGGAGUUCAGUACAUCGCCGUUUGCUGAACCAACACAUUGGAAACAGGUUGUGUUCUUUUUGGAAAAACCAGUAGAUGUUUCAGUGGGAGAAGUGGUGAGUGGAUCAUUAGUUUGCCGAAGAAGCAAACAGAGUAUGCGAUCGUUAGAUGUAAAAAUAACUGCUUUUGGAAAACAACAAACUUACUACUUAGAUUGAUAAAAGUGUACACAAAAAGUUUUGAUGAUAUGUAUAUUUUUUUUUAUUA